AUGUCUCUGACAAAAAAUCUAAGUGCAUUGCGAAAAUAUGCGUUGCUGUCUUCCAUUUCCCGAAGACUACUUGCACGACGAUUUUCGGAUUCGUGUCCAAAAAAAGGACUAGUUCUAGGAGUAUAUCGUUCAGAGGGCGAAGAUCCAAAAUUAACGCCGACCGCUGAACGAUUUAACGAGCGCGUAGGCGGCCGCCUCUGCGAGAUGAUUCGUGAGGUGGGCGACACGUACAAAGGCAAAGGCAAAGGCAAUGUAUUUAACAACCUUGAUCCUGAAUUUUUCUCUGUGUGUGUGGUAGAAAUUGGUAAAGAAGGAGCAGGGUACGAUCUUCUGGAAAAUAUUGAUGAAGGCCGCGAAAAUGUACGCGUGGCUGCUGCUACUGGUGUGACUCGUCUACGCAAGGAAGAUUUGGGCCAUAUUGCCGUAGAAGACAUGGGAUAUGCUCAAGAAGCAGCAGAAGGCGCUUCUUUGGCGGCUUGGCAAUAUCAAGAGUACAAGAAUAAGUGUUACCGUAAAAUAGUUCCAACAUUAGAACUAUUCGAAUCCUGCGAUACAGACGGCUGGACACGUGGACUAUAUCUAGCAGAUGCACAGAAUCUUGCUCGCCGUUUAUCUGAAGCCCCUUCAAACGCCAUGACGCCAACCUCGUUUGCUCAAGCUGCGGCUGAUGUGCUCUGUCCAUGCGGAAUUAAUGUCGAUGUGCGCGAUCGAUGUUGGCUCGAAAAAAAUCACAUGGAUCUUUUCCUGCAUAUUGCCAGAGGCUCGUGCGAGUCGCCUGUACUGCUUGAGAUAAACUACUGCGGCGGUGAUUCAGAAGAUAAGCCGAUUCUGCUAGUGGGAAAGGGAACUACUUUUGAUGCAGGUGGUCUGUACUUAAAACGUGAUGAUCCAGCAUUAGAUGAACAUAGAGCAGAUAUGGCCGGAGCUGCUAUGGUAAUUGCCAUCAUACGUGCUGCCUCGCUUCUUUCCCUGCCGAUUAAUCUAUGCUCCGUGCUUUGCCUCUGCGAGAAUAUGCCCAGUGGAAUGGCGUGUAAACCAGGUAAUAUAUUGCAGAAUCCAUAA
Molecule: messenger RNA, 1062 nt
Organism: Ctenocephalides felis (cat flea)
Lineage: Eukaryota; Metazoa; Arthropoda; Insecta; Siphonaptera; Pulicidae
Product: cytosol aminopeptidase-like
Exons: 4
Coding region: 1-1062 (353 amino acids)
Biological process (GO): proteolysis
Cellular component (GO): cytoplasm
Molecular function (GO): metalloaminopeptidase activity; manganese ion binding
Source: RefSeq, a predicted model, not a curated record